This is a messenger RNA of Liolophura sinensis, 8395 nucleotides long. Its product is annotated as cilium assembly protein DZIP1L-like. Gene Ontology annotation, biological process: cilium assembly. The record is from RefSeq and is a predicted model, not a curated record. NCBI's taxonomy places the organism in Eukaryota, Metazoa, Mollusca, Polyplacophora, Chitonida, Chitonidae. Gene Ontology annotation, cellular component: ciliary basal body; cytoplasm.
CAGGAGAAUUCCAUCAUGGCGUCGGAAAUUAAGGCAAACUGUUUACGUUGGUGACAGCAUUUUGUAGCAUCAUUAGACGUUGACCAAGGAUGCAUACGUUGUAAAACCAAAGAUUGGCAGGUGCUGGACUCGCCUUAGCAGACAAUGACAACCUAUGCCUAUUCCCCGCGGCCUCAGUCACACGUAGGUUACAGCCCAUAUUCAGGGAUGGGGUAUCAGGAAGGUUACGCCCCCGGUAACAUUGCCGGGGCCCCACCUAGCGUGGCAUUCAGGAAAAGAAUGGAGCGUAUUGAUUGGAGGAAAAUAGCCUCGGUGGAUGUGGAUCAGAUAGCGAGGAAUAUGGACUUCAACGCUUUACAGGAAAACAUCACCAACAUCACCUUCUGCAAUAUUGAGGCUGAAUUAGAUUUAAGAAAUGUGGACCCGAAUUUCACCAAACUGUUCAAACUUGCUCAGCUGACUAUUGAGUACUUAUUGCACUCUCAGGACUACUUGGCUGGUGUAGUUACCUCCCUUGAAGAGAAGCUGAAAACAACACAGCAGGAACAUGAGCAGAUGACGACACGCUUGGAGCAGCAACAGAAGGAACUCACUGAGGUGAAGAAAGAAAGCCACAAGAGGAAGAAGAUGCUAGCUGCACAACAACAACUGUUACAGGGCGGUUCCAGUAGUUAUAACAAGUGCCCUUACUGCUCCAAGGCAUUCCUGAAUGCUUCAUUCCUCCAAGCUCACAUUGUACGUCGUCAUGGAGAUUCAGCCAGCCCUAGCCAAUCACCACAGUCGCCUGCACGCCUGAACACCGCUCUGGAGAAAGAGCUACUAGAGAUCAAAGAGAGGCUGAAGAUGACGGAGACGCUGCUACAGUCAGAGAGGAGUAAAGCCAAGCGAGAACUCUUCACAGAAAAGAAUGUUACAAAUGUGUACAAUCAAGAGAACAAGGAGAACUUAGUGGAGAGCUUCCAUGUGACGGAGAAGCCAGAGCUGAGCAGAGAACAACUGUCAGAACUCGAAAAGAUGAAGAAAGUAUUGAUGACAGAAUUAAAAGAGAUGAAUGAGAAAUAUCAGGCCUCCCAGAAUGCAUUGUCACAAAUGGAGCAAAAAUAUGGCCGUCGUUCUCACCUGGGUGAGUUGCGUGAUGAUGAAGAUGAUCACGAGUUGCUACGGCAACAGAGGGAGGAGCUGGCCAUGCUGAAAGAACAGCUUCACAAACAGACGGCAAAGACAGACAUGACCUUGAAUACAAAGUUGAAAAAACAGGACAGGAAAUGGGAGAAGAAAGUGCAGAUGAUGUCAGUGGAACAUGCUAACGAGUUGUCAAGGCUGAAUGCAGCCCUGGAGAAAAGUGUGAAGGCUCUGGAGAGGAACCAGCAUCAGGCUCAGAAGGCUGAUGUACAACAGCUCCUGAAGGAAACAAAGGAAAAAGAAAAACUGCUAAAAGCUGAAUCCAACAGACAGGUGGCGAGAGAGAAAGAGAGGCUAGUUAAAAGUGAACCUAGACCAAGCACCUCGGCAAUAAAGGCUAGCAGAUCAACUGGGCUGUCCUCCAGCCAUUCGCACACUGACAUUGACCCGUUCCCAGAUGAUGACACAGAGGAGAGCGAUGAGGAAGAAGAAGGUCUGCACAGCCCGCUGGGCACCGGCGGCUCCCUGGGGCACACGGGCGGAACCACAGGAGAGUUCUCCACCCAGAGAAGUAACCGUCUGUUAGAACAACUCCGUCAGGACCCUUUCAUUCUGAAGGCCAUGAGGGAAGAGCUGGUGAUUAUUUUGGAUGAACAGCUGGAGAGGAAGGGAAUACCUCAGGGAUCGAAGUCUAUAAAGGAUGAUGUGCUCGCUACAAAACAGUCCGUCCUAAACACGGAAAGGAAGGCAAAGGCAUUGAAAUAUCCCACAUUCACGGAGAUUCGUCAGCGUCUUCAGAGACAGGUGACCGAAGCAGCGCGGGAGAGGUACAAGCAGCUGAAACGAUCUCCACCCUCCUCAGGUAACAGAACAGCCUCAAACAGCACAUAUGGCAGCAGUAGAUCCGUUAACGUGCACCAGGGAAACCUUGCUUCAGGCUCUAGACCCUCUUCUGACACCCGUAGACCUGCUGCUUCUGGGCCUAUGCCAAGGACACGCCAAUCACCCGUCCAUCACCAACCCACUCCCAGUCAGCAGGCGCCAAUAAACCGCCAAGCUCCGCCCAGUCACCAAGUCCCGCCCAAACCAACUCAGAGAUCCACCUCUCCAUGGAGAAAUGGGACAAACACACCUCUGCAGAGUACAGGGUCAACGACUGAAUGGACGAGCACAAACUGGGACAGUGACGAGGAGGAGGAGGAGGAUUCUGAGGAUGAAGGUCAGGUAGACGGGCGCCUCGGCUUCCCCCAGGCCUCGCGCCCCGUGCCUCGCCCCAGGGCUUCACCCUCACCCAGGGCACAGCCACCUAUACAGACUCGACCCCCGGACAACAUCAGUGACUGGGAUUCUGACGGUGUCAGUGAUUUAGAAGAACUGGACCUGAAGCCUACCUCGGGUAAUGUGACCAGUCAAGCCAGGCCACCCGUAGCCGCGCCUAAAGGACAGAAAGUGGCUGAGCUCUCACGCUCCAUCGAGUUCCAGCUAAGUGGUCGUAAAGGUCAGAAGCCAGCCGGGGCUGUGGACACUAUGGGGUCAUCUCAUGGUCAAGAUGAUGAUCUGCCAGGUUUUAAAGACGAUGACAGCUUCCCUGAUAUUUCCUCCCUGGAGGAGAACGACGGAGUCGCUCCUAUCAAGCCUCAGAAGCACGCUGUGGGUAGAGCUAGUUUUGCCGACACAGAUCAGUCCUCGAACACAUAUGGCACCAGUAAAUGGGGGUCAUCUUCAAGAGCCAUGAGUUCACCAGCACCUAGCUCUGUGAAAGACUCUGUGGUGAGUCUUACAGACUGGGACUCAGACAUCAGUGACAUCUAGUGGUGACAUCUGGCAUUAACAUCUAGAGGCGACAUCUGGCAUUAACAUCUAGAGGCGACAUCUGGAGAUGACACCUGGCGUAGACAUCUGAAGAUGACAUCUGGUGUUAACAUCUGGAGAUGACAUCUGACGUAGACAUCUAACAUAGACAUCUGGAGAUGACAUCUGACAUAGACAUCUGGAGAUGACAUCUGGCAUAGACAUCUGGAGAUGACAUCUGACAUAGACAUCUGCAGAUGACAUCUGGCGUUGACGUCUGCAGAUGACAUAUUGCAUAAUAUUGCAUUGGAGACAUCUGUCAGCAACGAGUCAAUGAUAGGGCAGAAAAAUCUAAAGUAUUAUGCAGUUAUGUGACAAAGGUGCUCUAACAUUUUCUUUGGCUGUAAGAAAUAAUUAAGAAUACUAAGAACAAUAGUAAUUUUAUCUGGACUAUGUUCAGGCUAUAUCCAGUACACUCUGAUGUCAGUUACAAAUGAAAGGACUGCAGCAUAUUUAGUUUGGUUUACCUGUAUCUAUUCGAAUAGGUAACAAAAUAGCAAUGUUUUUCAGGUCUGUUGCUGUGUGUAGUUUGAAGGUUUCAUACGUCAUUAGUUCCCUAUGAUACAGAAUUGCAUGAUAUCUGUGAUUCUGUACUGUACCAAAACAGGUAUGAUUUCAGAGUUCUGUUAGGUGACAUAUGGCAUAGUAAAUAGAAAAUAAUAUGCCCUUAUGAUAUGAGAAAAAGGCUGAUAUAUAUAUACUUAGUGUAGGGAAUAUAAAAUGUAAGAGAGAAAAAGUCUCCACUUCAUCAUGUGUUAGGAAUACAGCAAUCCCUAACAAUCAGUAGCAACAAUACUAAGUGGCAACAGUCCUUGGCUGAAUAGAAACAAUCCUGCAGGGAGUAGCAGCAACCUUGUGCUGAGUGACAACCAUCCUGUACUAACUGGCAACAAUCCUACAGUGAGUGGCAGCAACCUUGUGCAAAGUGGCAACAAUCCUUUACCAAAUGAAAGCCUGUUAUAAAGGGAGGCAAAAAUGGAUCUGUUUAACACUGUAUGAUUAAAGUGUUGAAUAGUAAGUAAUUUUACAUUUUCAAAUAUUCCCUUUGCUACAAAGUUUUGUCAACUACGUGUGGGUGCUAAAUGUACAGGAUACAGGAAAAUGUAAGCACCACUUAAAAAUGUUUGUGCAUGUAUCUUCCUGGGUGUACACAGAUACUUUGUUCUUUUUACUGCGGUAACUAGUGUGAUUGUCCACUUUAUUUCAAUGAAAUAUAACAGAUGACUUACCGUCAAUACUGAGAUUCAGUCAUUUUAAAUUGAAUUUUAUCCACUGGUGUGGAUCAGGUAUUUUAUUCAUAAUAUGGUGGUGUUUGUUUCAGUGGCAAUGUCAGAUAUUUUGUCUGGAUUUACUGUUGAAUUGCUUUCAAUUCUGCAUUUUUUUCUUGCAUGUGAAACAGAUUAGAAAGAAAAAUGGCUGUACUUACUAUAUAUUGCAUAAUAGCAAUUAACUUUUUGAUUGAUUAAUACAUUGCGCCUGAAGUUGUGAUAUGGUCCCUUCUCUUGUUUGGAAAUUUGAGAUGACUCCUUCUUGAGGCCUGCAGGGUUUCCCUCCUAAACCGGUGUCUUAUGCAUAGUCAUUUUGUUAUGUCGAUUUUUGGGGAAUCGUGCUGUUAAACUUACCGUCCAUAUACACACAUGUAUACCUGAUGUCCCAACUCAUCUUAGUGCAUUAUGGGAAUUUUACUCGUAAAAAAAAAAAACAAAAUCUAAAAGACGUCCAUGUUUUUUAAAGAGAUUUUUGAUUGGCAGGUGCCAUCAUUAUUCUGUCCAAUGAAGUGACAACAAAAGUAUCCUGUUAUAUGUUAAUUUACAUUUUGUGCCUUGAAAUUGAAAUGUCACCCAUUGUUCUUGUUGCUCCUUGUGCUUGUUAAGAUGUAAGCCGUCCAAGCUUUUACAUAUUGUGUCCCCUUAGAUUUUUUAAGCAUCCAUUUUACACCCUGUAACUUUUAAAAUGUAGAUAUUUUAUGUGAUACUCUUUGAUCCUGUUUGUCCCCUUCUCUUAGCAUUAUUUUAUCAUCUUUGAUAUAUCUUUCUUGUUGGGUCUCUUUUUUUUUUCCAGAAAACCCAUGAUAAGAGUCUGCUCAGUCUAUUGUUUCUUAGUGCAAGCCUUAUCCGUGCUUAUUCAAACAACCAAAGUAAGAGCAUUGUUUGCAGUGUUAGUGAAGCCCAUGUGUGAAAGAACUAAAGGUUGAAGAUAAAAAUGACAUUAAAUGAUAACUUACAAGAAUAAAAUGAAAAAUUUGUUUUCUGCUAUUGGUGCUUCUGUCAAAAAAUUAAACCACAAGCAAACAAAACACAGAGGGUCUUUUUGUCUCAGACAAAAGUUAAAAAAAAACGUUGACUUUGCUCAAACUUUGACCUUUAUUAUUUGUUUGCUAAGACAGAGCAGAAUGUUUAUUCUGAUUGAUUUCAGAGGCAUAAUAAUUUACGUUUGCAUUAAACGACCGUGCAUUCAAAAGCCAUGUUUUUCCACAUGUUUUUCAUGUUUUUUUAGCUGAGAUUUCAUUACAUUGAUUUCUUUGAUUUUGUAUGGAAUAUUUUUUGUUGUGUAGGCCAAAUGCAAAUGUCAUCAUUAUAUUUUUGUACCUUGAUUUUAUAAAACUUUCAGUAAUUUGUUCAAUUGCUGGCGCGGACAGAUUACCGCACCCCGCCCCCUGUCCUGAAAGAACUGAGUAACCGUCCAGAUGUAUCCUCGUUAUAAAGCAUUAUAAAGGCUGUCUGACUAGUGUACAGACAUAGUUGUCGCUACUUUAACUUUUUGAACCAUACACUAUGCAGCAUAUAUAACUGUAAGCUUUACUUUUGCAGUCUUGCAAAGUUUCUACUUUUGUGAAAAAUCGCUUCGUGGCAGAGACAAAAUUUAAGGUCAGAUAUGUGUGUAUUACUCAUCUUGUGUCCUUGUGUUUUCAGACAGCAUUUUAAAUAGCAUUACCGUUAUACAGUGAAUAUGUUGUUGUUGUUACUCUAUUUAGUAUAUGGAAUCUUUUCACGUAUGAAAUGGUUAUACAUAGUUUUUGUGCCCCGCAGAUAAUCAAACUUUGUUGGUGAUAGAUAUUGUACUGUCUCGUGAGGAAAGUUCAUAAAAUAGCUGGAACUAUACAGAUAUAAUAUCGGCAAGUGAUACCUUAGAUAGGUUAAUUAGCCUACUUAUAUUUUAUUCGAUUUAUAGACCAUAUACGCUCACGCGUUGAUUAUUUUCUACGUAGACUUUAUUGAUUGCAUAAUAAUUUGUGAAUUUAAUUUUUAGAAAUUACCCGGAUUUAUUGAAUUGACAAUUAUUGAUUUCAAAUGUAUAUAUUGAUAUGAAAUGAAUUUUUUUUAUACGUUUGUCGACUUGUAUUUAUGAUAACAUUGCCCAGUAUCUAUGAGAACAUUGACUUGUAUAUGUAUGUUUGAAGAGAGCGCUGAAAUUCCCUAUACGGUUAAACUUGUUAUAUGCUAUCUGAUAAAUAUCGUAUAAUGAUAUAUCUCAAAUUAAGAAUCCAACCAUUGCAGGCCUGCCUGGGAUGAUUUUAUUGGAUCGCUGUUAUGGAGUUCGACAGGAUAAUGUUUAAGGCCCCGAAUGCUGGCCACCUUCGUAUUAGUGAAACAUUUUGAUGUGGAAACGGCCUAAAACACCAAUCAAAUAAGUAAAUAAAACUUUUAAUCCUCAUUUUAAAAAACCCAAAACAACCAAAAAACAAAACCUGUCAGUCCCGGCUAUGAUAUACAUGUACAUACAUUGUAGAGAGAUUCAAGUUAGCAAGCACUGUCAUAUCACGUCACAAUCGAGGUGUUUGGGUAAAAUAUAAGUUUUUGUUGUGGCGAAUUCAGGGUCUGCUUCGUGUCGGUUCAGUGCAAAAAAAUCUAUAUGUAUAAGGUUACAAGCGUCGUAGAAAGGUACGGAAUUUUGUUUUGUGCGUGGUUUUACUUCCACAACCAUCACAGGAAGGGGUCGUGUGAAAUUCGGUCGCGGUUAAGAUCAUAGAAUGAAUUAACUCUUUUUUCUUCUUAUACCGUCAACGUAGGUUUAACAGAAUUUGUAAAGGUACUGUACCUGCUGGCACAAUAACCGCAUUACAGGCCAACUUUACCCUUCGGCGUGCGUACACUGAUGAACGUAUUCCAGACAACCUGUAACCCAGGUAUUAUAGAACAAACAUCUUACCUCGUUUUAUCUCUGUGUCGGUAGAUGAUUAGGAUCACCCUAUUUGAACUGUAUGUCUGAUUUCACAGAUUUCAAAUUUGUUAUGAUCUGCAUGGUCAGAAUACAAACAGACAUUCCUUAUUCUUUUAUCCACACACUUGUGUUCUUCGAAAAAAUAUUACACUCGAUGUUUUCUAACACUCUUCGUUGAUGCAAUGAAGUGUUUUACAAAUAGAUGUUUUCCCAUGUGGUUUUGAAUGUACCGAUUUCUUGUAAAUGAUGUUUAUUUGUUUCUUAUUAUUUUUCCACUGGUUGCCUUACUCUUGUCCACUUUCUCCAUAGUCCGAAACCGCCUUUUGUCCGCCAUCUUGGUCUAUAUUUGUAUGGAUUUAACUGAUUGGUUCACUACAGCAAAGUGUGGAUUUAUCUGAAUGGUUCACUACUGCAGCGUGUUCAAUUGAGGCAUGUAUUUUAUCAGACUGUAGUUUUUUGAUCUACUUAACACUUUCAGUGUUUUUCUCAGAUUGAUUACAAAUUCACUUGUUUUAAAAUUACGUCGUCUCCAUGCAAAAUAGAAGCAAGUUACAUACGUGUUCACUGGGCUGUUACAUUUUAAAAUAAUAACAAUACAUGUUUACGUUUUUACACGUACGGAGUCGUAAUAUUUACGUGACGUUGCGGUCUGUACGAUUAUUUGUUAAAGCAGAAUUUUAGUUUGUAAUUACUGAGGUCUAUGCAGAAAUGAAACAGUAUAAUUCCAAGUCUCACCAGUUUUAUGGAAUCAUCACGUGUUAUAGGUAUCUGGGCCCAGUUACACAUAGAUGUCCGUACAUGCACGAUAAUAGCACAUUUAGGACAAUGGUGCGGUAAUAGUGACGUAUGAAAUGUCGUACGACAAACAUACGAUAAAAAAGUGUCGCACGCCGCUUCCUGAAACUGGGCCCGGUGCAGUAUUUUUUUUUUCAGAUUGACUACAAUUUGACUCGGUUUAAAAUUACAUCUUUAUGCAUAAUAGAAGCAAGGGUAUAGCCUACAUUAGUGUGUCACGUUUUAUGUUUGGCGUUUGCCUGUUUACAAAAUUAUUAUGUGUAGUAGCGCGUAUAGUAUUGAAUCUUUACAUAACAAUAGCCUGCUCAAGGAUUCUAUCUAGUUUUACCGAGUUCCCGUGAUAAUUGAUUACCUUUCUUUGUAUUAAAGUCCGUUAUAUCAUUUAUAACUGCCUGUUUCAUUCUCUCUGUCUGUAUAUACAGCGCACAUACGUAUUCGCAUGACAAUAAAAUAUUAAUCUAACAUC